Messenger RNA from Scatophagus argus, 1925 nucleotides. RefSeq names its product vesicle transport protein SFT2B-like. Gene Ontology annotation, biological process: vesicle-mediated transport. Gene Ontology annotation, cellular component: membrane. The transcript has 8 exons. Bases 835 to 1332 code for a protein of 165 amino acids. NCBI's taxonomy places the organism in Eukaryota, Metazoa, Chordata, Actinopteri, Scatophagidae. The record is from RefSeq and is a predicted model, not a curated record.
CCAGUUAUACACCAGCAUCUGUGACACAACCUUUACUGGAACAUUCAGAGAUGGAGCAAGUUUUCAGAUCCGUUACUUCGUUAAAAGUAAUACUACCACACUGAAAAUACUCUGUUACAGGUAAAAGUAUGAUUCCGACUGCCGCAUUAGUGUAAAAGCAGGAUUUUACCGGUUCAGGUAAAGUGGAGUUCACUUUGAGCUCAUUAUUUUCAUUAUGAAUUAAUUAUUUUCUCCAUUGAUCGACUGCUUGGUUGGUUUGUAGAAAUUCUGAAAGUCGUGAGAAAUGUCAGCUGACACCGUCAGUGUGUGUGUGUGUGUGCGUGUGUGUGUGCGUGUGUGCGUGUCGUCCAGCCAUCAGUUAGCCAACCAGACAAAGUUGACAUGUCCAGUGUUUUCCUGUCAAACAGUCUUUUCUGUUGACAGUCGAGCUGAGCCGACUCAAGUCAACAUUACGUUUGGCCUGAAGGAAUCCCUUCGUGUCAGUGUUCACCUGAACACACACCUGUGGCUGACGAAACCUUCAGUCAACAUCCUCAUCUGAGCAGAUUCAAGAAACUCGUUUUGCUCAAAGUUGAAUUGAAAAGCUCGUUUGUCUUUAAUGUACUCAACAGCCUUUAAAUGUCCACACCAGACUUCCUGUCCAGCUUCACAAACUGUCCACAACGAGCAGAAAGACGUCAUCGGUUCAUGUGACGGUCAGGGAUCUUCCAUCCUGCAGCAGGUGAUGUCACACCUGUCAGGUGUUAGACCACAGGGUGAAACUGACCUGCAGGAAGACGUCACCUGGGCGUCGGUGCAGCCUGCUGGCCUCUCAGGGGUCUGGGUUUUGGUGGGAUGAAGCAGGAACUCCCUCUGGGUUUCCUCCUGGUUCCCACGAGUCAUCCGAGUCUUUCGUGUCAGACGUUAGCUGCAAGAGCCAAUGAGGCGUCGACGCUGACUUGUGGGACGAGGAUGAAGGGCUUCGUGUUCUCCUUUGUUUUGGGGAUUAUACUUGCCUUCCUGGGCACCUUCAUGCUGUGGAUUCCAGGUCUUGGUCUUGGUGUGUUCGCUGCCCUCUACACUGCGGGAAACAUCUGCGCUCUGGUCAGCACCAUGUUCCUGACUGGUCCGUGUCAGCAGCUGAAGACCAUGUGUGCCAUCGAGAGAGCGUUCGCCACCGUCAUGAUGCUGGUGUGUAUGGUGCUCACGCUGCUGGCUGCCUUCUGGUGGAACAACAUCGGCCUCGCUCUGGUGUUCUGUGUCCUUCAGUUUCUGGCAUUCACCUGGUACGCCCUGUCAUAUGUCCCGUACGCCAGGGAGAGCAUCAUCAAGUUAUUAAAGAUCUGUUUCUAGCACGCUCUGGCUGACCAAUCAGGACACUCUGAGGUUCGUAUCCAAUCAGCAGCGAGCAGCUGACCCUUGAACUGACCGAGGCCUUAAAUAUUUCAACCCGCACACCUGUGAAAGUUGAACUGUUUCCAUGGAGACCAGUGAGCUCCACGUGUUUUAUUUGUCGUCAGCUGAUGUCCCGUCACCUCGUUCACGACUUUAUCACAAAAGCUGAGAAACCGGCGAGUGUCCGACUCGUGGACUCGUGGACUCGUUUCUUACUGUGCUGGAGGCGAACUGGUUGUCGCUGAGGCCAAACACUCGAACUGAUCGAGUCAUCGGGUCAGCAUGAAGGAAACGUCUGAAGGCCCCGAUGACCAGGAUGAAGAUCGAACGCAGUGUUUGACUGCAGCUCAGACAAACACGACUCCGUCAGCCUUUAGAUUUUUUUAUUUAUUUAUUUAUUCAUUAAAAAUACCACAGCUGUACAAUCUCAGGCAUAAUGCAAAAUAUUUUCUUCUUCUUUUCUUAUUUUCUGCUCUAAGUGCAUCGUUCAGGACAAACAAAGGCAGCCACGCUGUUUUCAUUGGAGUCCUGUUAUAUCAAACCAGACAUUA